Messenger RNA from Galendromus occidentalis (western predatory mite), 1425 nucleotides. RefSeq names its product NADH-cytochrome b5 reductase 3. Gene Ontology annotation, cellular component: mitochondrion. The transcript has 3 exons. Gene Ontology annotation, molecular function: FAD binding; oxidoreductase activity. The record is from RefSeq and is a predicted model, not a curated record. NCBI's taxonomy places the organism in Eukaryota, Metazoa, Arthropoda, Arachnida, Mesostigmata, Phytoseiidae. The coding region runs from base 66 to 974 and encodes 302 amino acids.
GCUGUGAGGAACGGAGAGGAGGAGAUAAUCCAUCGUUCUGGCCACGGCCGCCUGUUUUCUCUACGAUGUCACUUGUCCGGGACAGGAUGUUGCCGCUACUCUACCUGGCCUCAGGAGCCGCUGUUGCGGUUUUCCUCUACCGAUACUUAUUUUCGAAGAAGGAUGUGAAGUUCCUCGAAGACCCCGACGUGAAGUACUCCGUGCCCCUGUUGGAGAAGAAGGAGUUGAGUCACGAUACGAGACUUUUCCGCUUCAAAUUGCCGACCGAGAACCACAGACUCGGCUUACCGGUCGGCCAGCAUAUCAAUCUUAUCACUAGGAUCAACGACGAGCUGGUCAUCAGAGCAUACACACCGGUCUCGUCCGAUGAUGACCUCGGAUACUUCGAUCUCGUCAUCAAAGUCUACUUCAAGAACACGCACCCGAAGUUUCCCGAUGGCGGGAAAAUGACUCAGCACCUCGAGAGCAUGAAGAUCGGAGAUUGCAUCGAUGUCCGAGGUCCCAACGGCUUGCUUCAAUACAACGGUUUUGGAAAUUUCCGCAUCAAGAGUAAUAAGAAAGACGUCGGUAACGUCAAGUUCGCCUCAAAGGUCGGCAUGAUCGCUGGCGGUUCUGGACUCACUCCGAUGUACCAGCUGAUCAAGCAGGUUCUCAAAACUGAGGGCGAUAAGACGGAACUUUCGCUCAUCUACGCCAACCAGUCACCGGAUGACAUCCUAUGUAGGGAAGAUCUCGAAUCGUGGGCGAGCAAGUAUCCUGAGAGGUUCAAACUCUACUACACGGUCGACAGGGCCGCCGACAAUUGGACCGGUGGCGUUGGGUUCGUUAACGCCGACAUGAUCAAAGAUCAUCUCCCAGCACCGAGCGAUAAUACGCUAGUUCUCAUGUGCGGUCCACCCCCAAUGAUCAAGUUCGCGUGUAUGCCGAAUUUGGACACGCUUGGAUACUCGGCUCAAUCUCGAUUCGCCUAUUGAUGACACACUGUCCCAAACGCCAAAAUGUCCUCUGGGACUGCCAACAUAAGGAAUCCAUUAAAUUGAGGACGAAGAAUAUUCCCGUCUGUUCUCGACGACACCGCGGUAUUGAAACAAGAUCCGCCUGUUAUGUAAGGGGAGGGAUGAACUGGGAACUCCUGUGUCUGUAGAGAAACUAGAGCUGCAAUAUUAGCUUAGAGCUUGGAGAGACGCACCCAUUCCCGCAAGGAAAUACUGAAGGAGCGUGUCGAGGUCAGUUAAACAGCUAUCGUUCCUCUUGUCGUUGACAUCUCGAUUCCCCCGAGAUACAAGAUUGUUCCUCCGAUUUGGAUUCUGUGAAUUAAGGGUUUUUGAUAGUUUUCCGGCGUUGAGGUUGAGGAGUAUCCUUGGAUUGACAGACGUUGGUUUUCUGAUUGUUUAAUAAGGAUUUCACUGUACCAACCCGGAUCAA